AUGAUUCGCUCUUGUUCGGUAAUAAAUCGGAUUUCUUUUGUGAAUUCAACCAAAAACCAAAAUUUUGAUCAAGUUUCUUUCUCUACUCGUCUUGGACACUGGGUCCUGCUGGCAGCAUCUUUUCUGAUAUUUCUUCUAACAAUGCCAAUUUCAAUAUGGCUUAGUCUUAAGGUUGUACCUGAGCAUAAACGACUUGUUGUCUUUCGAUUAGGCUGGAUGUUGAAAACAAAAGGUCCAGGCAUAGUGUUUGUCCUUCCUUUGGUUGACCGUCACCAUUUGGUAGACAUCAGAACACGGGCAUUCAAUGUACCUCCACAGCAGCUACUCACUGUGGAUGGUGCUGCCAUUGAAGUUGGAGCUGAUGUCUAUCUUCGUAUUGUUAACGUACAAAAGUCGGUGACAUGUGUACAGGAUCUAAAUCAUUCCACCCGCCUCCUUGUGCAGAUGGCUCUGGUUAAGCAACUCACUCACAGGGCAUUAGAUGAAAUUGAGAAACAAAAAGCUGCCAUUGUCAACUCUGUGCAGGUUGACUGCAACAAAGCUGCUGCAGGCUGGGGUGUAGAAAUAAACCGGUGUGAACUAUCACUUGUCAAAGUCCUUAUGGGCCCAAAUUCAAAACCAACUUUACCCAAAUGUCUUUCUACUGGUGAAGAAAGGCAAUCAUCUCUUGCUGCCUUGCCUGCUCCUUUGAAACAAUUGUCUUUGGCUUUGUUAAAUAGAAAAUUUUCCAAAGGUGCAGAGAUGGGUCCUCAGGAGAGAUCCACUUGUAAAGAAGAAUCAAUCCAGAAAUUGAGUAAACCAGAGAGAAUUUUAGAUCUACUUCAAUCCGUGCUGAGUGAGGAUUUAGUCAAAGCAAUCCAGGCAGUAUACCAAAUCAAUAUUGAAUCUGAAGCAAAUGCUUACUCAAGUCUAAGUUUUGUUUUGGAUCUCAAAAAUGGUUGUGGAAAUGUGAGACAAGGAACAAGUGCAAUGGUUGAUGCCAGCCUGAUUCUCAACAUUGAAGAUCUGUUUCGAAUGAUAGAUGGACAGCUGAAGCCUCUUGCAGCUUAUAUGAAUGGCCAAUUGAAAGUGUUUGGGAAUGUGAAAGCUGCUCUCAAGUUGGACCCAUUGCUUGUCAAGCUAAGGACUGCUUUGUAG
Messenger RNA from Acanthosepion pharaonis, 1137 nucleotides. The record is from the annotation of a GenBank genome assembly. NCBI's taxonomy places the organism in Eukaryota, Metazoa, Mollusca, Cephalopoda, Sepiida, Sepiidae.